GGGAUUAGCUAUACAUUUUACCAUUUUGAUUAAUGCCCUUUUCAGCUGCUGUUGUUAACCAAUCGUGUUACUUCAACGAACAGUGUGAAUUUGUUAAUCACAGGACUGAAUGCAAAGAAGGAAUAUGCGUUUGCAAAUUUCAAGAACAACCAAUCUUCAAGCCGGACGGAAGUGUAGAAUGUGUCGUAAUUCAAACGUCUUACACGCCAGAACGAUACGUCGAUCCGACGAUGAUUGGAAUAUUAGUCGCCAUGUUCCUGAUGUUCAUCACAAUAUGCAUCGUACUCAGAUUAUUUAGCAAGGCAAGAUGGAGAGAAAAUCGCACAAUUUUCAAUACACCGAACCCACGCUUGAUGAAUGCGUCUUUGUUGAAGGAAAAGCACCAUGAUCGGCGAGGAUCGAAAGUCAGUCGUGGCCCUAGUAGACAGCCCAGUAUGGGUUCGCUAAGGCCGAACUCGCCCAACUCACAAGGGCGUUUGUUUCUAGGAUCACGAGGCUCGCGAGCCAGCAGCAACGGUUCGAUUCCUUCCACCACCAGGUCGGCCAAAAGUCCGCCACAGAACAUUAACUCUGCUACAACUCCCAUGUUGGAAUCUGUCACCGUGGAGAUCCAGCAGGUCAAGGACAUUAGAGGCGAUGUCAGCGCUUAACACGCUGUCUUUUUAUUGACCAAUUCAUGUAGAUUAAUUCAAAAUGGAAAGUAUUCUAGGUUUGUAUGGUAACUUGAACAAACUAGUGUCAGGGGGCAAGAACAGCCUCUUUUGUUUUUUUUAGAUCAUAAAUAUCAUACCAAGUAACUGCAUCAGCAUAGUGAUAAUUACUCCAAGCAACUGGCGUCCCGCUAAGAAGUCUAUAGUAUAACCGAAAGACAUUUGAUAGUAAAUUAGUUAUUGCUGGGAAGCAAGUGAAUGACUUGAUGAUCGCUGAUAUUGCCGUAUUGUAAUGCAAUUCUACCCACUGGCCUAUUAUAACUUUAACGAUUAUAGCUAUGCAGUAAGCAUAUUCUAUUUGCUUUGACGACUCUAGUAGCCAGUGAUGCUAGGGACCAUAUGAUAACAAUUUGUCCAAUCAUCACAUGUUCACAUUUCACUAGCGUGCACAUCUUUUACUGUGCAGUGAUAAUAUAUAGUCCAAAAUGAAAAAGGUAAGGAAAAUGCGAAGUAUGUUCAAUGUCAUUAUCAAAGAGACCUUACGAAUAAUAGGAAAGUUACCAAUAUGUUAUUUUGUAAAAAUUAAAAUUGAAAACGUAAACCAAAUAGCUCGGACACCUGUCACAAGUGUUCAAAAUGAUUUAGAUUUGCGAGGAUAUCAGAUAUUCAUAAAACUCAUAGUUUAUUCAUCGGUAUCAAUAUUAUUUCAACAAAAUAUGAAUCAUAGGUUUGAACGAUUAAUAUCAAGCAAAUAAAGACAUAUGCAAGAAUUGUCAAAAUGCCAAAUGGCGGUUGCAAGAAGACUGAAAGGUUAUAGCAGCAGUUACCAUCCGUCAGUCAUCCAAACCAAAGUUUGUGUUUAUUAUUGUCACUUUCACUCAUUUAACAUCAAUCCAUAUCAUCCACAAUCAUGUUUCUUAGGGUAUUUACGUAAAUUCUGUGCUGGAAAAAACUGUAGGUUGCAAAGAUGUCCGCAGUGAAUCAAGAUUUUUGAUAAUUACAAGACUCUUCAAAACAUCUGCUACCAUGAAAACAAUUCAACAAUAGUGGUACCUUUGCCAUUAUGUACGGCAGGUCUCUAUAAACGGCAAUGAAAAUUCAUAGAACUCCUUUGAAUGUCUAUUAAUUUGUAAUUAUUUCUCAUAUCAUUUAAAGUAUACAUUAAUAUGAUGAGUCGUUCAAGCAUAUUUCUUAUCUUAAUAGUGAUGGAAGCACGAAAUAUAUCACAACUUAGCUAGCACAAGGCUUAGAUUUAGAGUCUAAUACUUUUUAAUGUGCUUUCGAUUAAUAUGUAAUAUAUUAAGUUUGGUGGUAACAAAAAUAGUGGGAAUAUUUUGUGAUACUACCAAUGAAGGAGCUGUGAUUGUAUGCUUGGUAGUUUCGAGUGCCUAGUACUGGCUUGGACAGAAAGUGCUGGGAAACCUUUUUGCCCAAAUCAGUAUAACGUCGAACGUGCAGAGCUGUACGAAUUUAUAAGAAUAUAUACCGCUCUGCUACAUGUCAUCCAAUAUAAUACUGUACAUGUGGAACAAUGCUAGAUUUGCUGACAUACAAGUAACAGAUGCUCACUCUAUAGUGUAAAUUAUGUUAAUUUGUUACCAUGUGUUAGAUUUCGUUAUAUAAUGUAGUUCGCAGUCUCAAUAAGUAGGUGUUCAUACACAAAAUUACUUCAAACCGCGUAAUUACCCAAAAUAUCUGUAUUCUGAAGGAACGCAAGCUUUGCUUAUCUACUAUACAAACACUAUGAUAAACGAUAAGGUAACUUUAUAAUAUAAAGCUUGAAAUCUUUUUACUCUUGUACUGUACUCUUGUACUAUAUCAAUAUUUUACUUGCUAAUUCUUUUAAUAAAAUGCU
Molecule: messenger RNA, 2505 nt
Organism: Acanthoscelides obtectus
Lineage: Eukaryota; Metazoa; Arthropoda; Insecta; Coleoptera; Chrysomelidae
Source: the annotation of a GenBank genome assembly